AUGAAGCUCUUUGCUCUCCUCUUGGGCGGUGCUGCCGUCGCCCUCGCUGCUCUCAACAGCACUCAGGAGUACCGUCUCAAGACCUGUCUGAAGCCGGGCCAGGCUGGCAAAGAGCAAUAUGACAAUCUCUGGCUGUAAGUCCUCGCAAUCCGUCACAUUAUACGCAUUCUCACAUUUGAGCAGCGUCUCGUACCACACCGGUGCUGGCCUGAGCGAUGCAACUUUCAUGUCUGCCGCCAACAAAUCCAGCGCCAUCCGUGGCUAUCUCGGCCCAACCAACGUCACCUCCUCCAACGGCACCAAGUACUACAACCAGCUCUUUGAUCUGAACAACACCUUCCCAUUCGGCCUGGCCAUGGAGGAGAACACCAACUUCUACGCCGGCUGGGAGCCUGUUCGCCUCAACGCCGAUGUCGGAUCAAGCUUCGAGACCAACGGCUUCUUCAUCAACGGAACCGGUCUCCAGUGGACUAGCAAUACUGCCCAGGCUGGUUCCAGUUCCGACGCUUUCGGAGGAUGGCUGGUCUGCGACUGGUGGCAUGGAGCUCCACAGCUCUUCUUCCGCAUUCGCUACUACGCACGCUACGGCUUCAAGACGCCAUCCAGCUGUGCUGAUGUCUACCUUCAGCCCGUCUACUUCUAA
This is a messenger RNA of Lecanosticta acicola, 643 nucleotides long. The record is from the annotation of a GenBank genome assembly. Lineage: Eukaryota; Fungi; Ascomycota; Dothideomycetes; Mycosphaerellales; Mycosphaerellaceae.